GAAAGAGGACCUGAGUUUUCUGAAAAAGGUACACAUUUCCUGACGAAGCCUUCCGCCUUAGCAGAAUAAACACACCCUAAAUUUUUGCCUCGCUGCCUCGGCGCAACGCCGAGGGCCACUUUACCACCCCUGCGCGCGCGCGCUGAAAGCGUUCGCGAGCGAGUGUGUGUCGACGAGAAAGUGCCAAACAAAGAACGAGUUAUACAGCGGGGCCGCCGAUCACAAACAAGCUUCGUUGGUUCGCUUGUGGCGCGGCGCCCAUCCUCCUACGCCCCAUGACAGCGCUAGGCCUAUCGGCGCUGCUGCGUCGCUGCUUGGCAUUCCCGAGCGAUUCAGUAAUCGGAGGCGAGGCGUUGCCGCCGCAGCACCAGUAGUGAGUGUGUGAUUCGUCAUCGGCGCUUUACGGCGGUGGAGGAGCCGCUCAGCCAGGGCAUGCCGUGAGAGAGCGGCGAAAAAAAGAUGCGCGUCGCGACGGCCUCCUCAGCAACGGGAGCGACGACAACGGUGACGAUACCUGCUACGGCAGCGGGAGGGCUUCGAACGUCAAUAUGCCGUUCCGACUCAAACUCAAGAAGAGCAAGCACUACAGCGUCGUCUCCAAAAGCCUCUGCGUCAUCGCCGUCAAGCUUCUCGAGAACGCGACGGUCGAGUGCAUCGUCUCUUCUCGGACAGUGGGUCGCGAGUGCCUGCAGAAUGUGUGCCAGCGACUGCAGAUCACGCAACCCGAGUACUUUGGCCUGCGAUACCAGACGCGCGACGGCCAGCAGCGAUGGGUGGACCUGGAGCGGCCGCUCAAGAAGCAGCUCGACAAGCACGGCGCAGGGUCGUCGCGCGAAGGCGGCGGCUGCUGCAGCCUGCAGCUGGGCGUCAUGUUCUACGUUCCGGACGCCGCGCAGGCGCGCCGCCUUCUGCAGAGUGACGUGACGCGCUACUAUUACUUCUCGCAGCUCAAGAGCGACGUCAUCGAAGGCAAGCUGCCGUGCGACCGGCGCGAGGCGAUCCGGCUGGCCAGCUACAGCCUGCAGGCCGAGUUCGGCGACCACCGGCCCGAACACCACACCGCCGAGUACCUGCGCAACUUCGCCCUCUUCCCGAAGUCGGUGCUGCUCGCGUGCGCGAACGAAGAGGAGGAGGCGGCACUGCUCGACGAGAUAGUGAGCGCCCACAGAAGCCUGCAGGGUUUGGAUCACGCGACCGCGGAGCUCUACUACAUACAGGCCGUGCAGAGGCUCGAAGGGUACGGCGAAGAGCGCUUCGAAGUCCGCGAUGCCUCUGGCGUCGACAUGGUCCUCGGCGUGUCGGUGCAGGGAGUGACCGCGCGACAAGUGCGCCGGAGCGGCGAGCCGGACACCUCGCAGGCGCACGCGUCCCCCACCGAAGAGCCCCAGCAUGUGACGUACCACUGGAGUGAAAUCGUGGACCUCAUCCACCACAAGCGCUGUUUCAAGAUCGUCGGCCGCGACGGGUCGCACUCCGGCCAGUUCCAUCUUGAAGAUGUCAGCACGGCUAAGUACAUAUGGAAGAUGUGCGUGCAGCAACACGGGUUCUUUAUGGGCAUGCAGGAGACAGCGUCGUUGCCGGGAGGCAUGAUGGGGGAGACAUACACUCGGGCGACAAGUGGCAGCGCUGGUGCUGGCGACAGCUUUCGUUGGGCGUCUGUGCCUGACGUGGAGAACACUAGUGGGGAACGAGGGACAGAUGUUGGAGAAAGCCGGGAGUCGCUUGACGAGCUGGGGGUUUACCACACUGAAACGCGAAACAGCGAGAAUUACACAUUUCCUGGGAGCACAAGUGAACUGGUCAAUCCAAACCAGAAUGGCUAUGACCAUCAUCCGACCAACCCUCUGCCUGUGAGAGAGGAUGCUGUUGCUUCCACGGAGCACAUUCCCAGAAUGAUGUCUAACGAAAUCGGUCAGCAAGUCAACAACAGCAUGCACCACUCGUACGUGAGCCUUCCACGUAGCUCUGAAAGUGCAACUGAUCUGCGACGAGCACUUCUGCCAUCGUACCGACAGGCACCCGACUACGAAACUGCAGUGCUCAACAAAUAUGGGGUCACCAGCUGUAGCCUCAAUGACCUUCCUCUUGAAACUCAACAGAACAGUCAGGUGUAUCACCAGCAACAUCCUGGAAUGACGACAUCGGCAGCUACAAACGAACUGGACUUGAGUUUGUCGCGCUCUUGCAACCCUCUGCUUCCACCGCUGUCAUACAUGCAUUAUGGCAACUUUGCUGAUUUGACUGAGCUUGGCGACUCCAUGUCCUUCAGUGACCUUGCGAACAACAACCGCAUUGAUGGUGUUGCACAUGGCAGAGCACCACCACUCCUCGCUCCACCGUUGCACACAUACAGCACUCCGGAGUUGACAUCUCAGGGACUGUCAUAUGAGGUCAAUCCUGCACAGCUGUUUGCCAACAUGCACCUGAACUACCAGUACAAGCCACCACCUCCAUAUCCGUAUGGCCAACGCCCGAGUGCAAGCACACCAGAUUUGACACGCAACCACCACCAGCUUCGAGCAAGUGCAAGCCCAGAUCUGGUGUCACGUCGUCACCUCAGCCAGAGCACUAUUCAGGGGUCAGAGCCAAAUUUGCCACAUUAUCAGGCAGCCGUCAACGGUAACAUGAUGUCGGAGUCUCUGAGGUCAAUUGUGGAGCCUCCGAGGCCAGUGCUCCCAACUUAUGUUCCGGUCGGAGAAUCGUGGAAUGCACAAGUAUGCGGAGUUGCCCAGCCCCAGAGGAUUCAGGUGUGUGUCAGCUCUCCAACUACACGCGAACAAGCGGCAGUGGCAGCAGCAGCAACCAAGCCAGUGGAUGCCACCCCUGUGCCGCCCCCGAGGAAGCAGAUGACAGAGGAAAAACGAGACCCUCCAAGUCAAGAAGCAUCACCGGCACAUCCACUGGGCCCCAUGAUGGUGGCAGCGAUGAAUGGUCUAACUCUGACAGUGGCCCAGCCAGACCAGCUGCUUACUGGUGACCAGAGCAGUGCAGAUCAGGAGUCACCAUCAACCAGCAUGUCCAAAGAGUUACGGCCUGAGCAAAUUCUUGAGAGCCGACUAGAGGAUGGCCAGGUCUUCCUCGAGUUUGAACGCAUUGCCAAGCGUAAGCCUAACGCUGACUUUACAACUGCACUGCUCUCGGAGAACACCUCUCGCAACCGUUUCAGUGAUGUCCUUCCAUACGAAGAGAACCGUGUACGAUUAACUCCAACAUCUGACAACCGAACAGGCUAUAUUAAUGCCUCGCAUGUUUCGGCAAGUGUGGGUGAUAGCCAGCGCUUCUACAUAGCGGCGCAGGGACCCACGCGGGAGACUGCCAAAAGCUUCUGGCAGAUGGUCUGGGAAAACCAUGUGGGUGUGGUUGUAAUGCUGACAGAAACUGAAGAUGAACAUGGCCGUGAGAAGUGCUUUCAGUACUGGCCUACAGCUGAUGGUGAUGAUGCCGCACUCUCGUUCGGCGAAUACCGAGUGACUAGGAAGGGUGUCGUGUGUUCUGCAGUGGCCGUGACGACCUCACUGACUGUGAGCAGAUCCCAAGGUGUCGCUUGCAGUCACCGAAAUGUCUGGCAUCUCCGGUAUACAGACUGGCCUGACCAUGGCACUCCAGGGGAUAUUCAGGGUUUCCUCGGUUUCAUGGAGGAAGUGGACUCUGUGCGCAGGCUGGCCUCGGGUGACCAGCGCCUGCUGCGAACACGCAACACGCCAAUGGUGGUCCAUUGCACCGCAGGUGUGGGCAGGUCGGGUGUGGUGAUUCUGUGCGACAUCUUGCUCUUCUGUCUGGAUCACAAUGUUCCAGUGGACGUGCCAAGAGUUCUGAGCUCUGUUCGAAUGCAGCGCAUGCUAAGUGUACAGACUCUUGCGCAGUACAAGUUUGUGUACCACGUGUUGAUACGAUACCUACGGAAUUCACGCCUCAUAUAAGACCUUGUGUGGCGAUUCUCGGGUUGCAUCAUCGAAGCUGAAGAAACAAGCUGAUGCCUCGGCAUUACCAGCAAAACUGCUAGCAACUGUAGUCGGCAACUGUUGGUAGUCGUGCAGCGCAGUAUGCCGGUCCUCCGCAGCACCUGUAUUGUGCGAUUCCAAGACUCUGCCAGCGCCUGUCUGAAAAUCCGCACCGUGACUUUCAAGCAGUGGUGCAUUACUUACACACUGGCCUCUUAUGCAUAUGAAAUCAAUUGUCAAUGACCAUGCUCUAAACACAUCAAAAGCCAAUACUACAUUUCCCUCUUUACGCAGCUGGAGUCUGCUCCAAGCGAUAAAAUACUGUCAAGUUUUUCACAUGCACUUUGCAAGAAGAAAUCAAAAGCCAUUGCCCAGAUGCUGAAAUUCGUCGCUGUUCACCACUGCAGUCAAAUGUCAGUUCUACUUAGCUCCUGCUAGACACGACUCUCUAUGCUCGUGGCCGUGAACUGUGCCAUUGUUUUAUGGAUGGAAGGAAAGGUCUUCACUGUUUAUACUUGUAUGUAGAUACCAUCGUGGUUGUGAAGUGCCGACGUCGUGCACAUGCAAGACUUUGGCAUUGAGCAACACAAGAACCCCCAGUGCCUUUGAUCAACAUUUCAAGGAGACGCUGACAAAAUGUUCGCGGUUGGCGAAGACCUUGCUGAUUAGCAACGCACCUGCGACGUGACAGUUGCCGAGUGGUCGCAUGUUGCCCCGGGAACUUUUUCAACACAUGGUUCAGUGUGCUUGGCUCCAGGUUUGCUCUGCCACGGUUUCUCGGAAUGCCUCUGUCUACAGUUCAGCAAAACGCGGUGCACUGGUGGUUGGCAAAGAAGCAAGAUUAUGCAUACGUUUACGUUGCGGUGGCGCACAGUGUUUGGUGGUCAAGCUAUUCAUGUGGGCCACAUUGUUUUGCCCUGGCCAGUGAAUUGCCUUCCCGGGGGUCAAUGGAGGUUUGGUGCCUUAGCGUCGUCAUUGUUAUCCAUUGCACAAAAUCUAAUAGUUGUAGUUGCACAAGUGGCUUUCCAGAGCUUUUCAGCAGAAGCCAAUUAUUUAAAAUCUCAUUGUCAGAUACGGUGUAGGCACCAGCUGAUUGUGCAAGCAAGCACGGUAGCUGGUGCUUCACAUCACAGGUCUUUUGGCAGCGCUAUACUAAGCAUUACUUGAUUGAGGGAGGCAGGUCAUGAGGCUGUUCAUGAGGCUUUGCAUGAUGCACCACUGGCUUAUCCACGCUUGAAUUUCAUGCAGAGGUAGCCUUAGUAGUGUGAGAUCUAUAAUGCCAUGUCCAAGGGUUACGCUUGCCUCCAUUGUCCAGGCUAGAUCACAAGUACACAUCAUUUGUCCCCAUAAAUUUCUGUGUCCUUGUGAAGGGAACAGUGGCACAGCCUGUCAUUGUUAUGGCGUGCUGCGUGCCUCCAUAGCAGUGAUAGGUGGCACUGGCAUCCAUUGUUGCGAAAACAUUUUUUUUUGUCCAACAUCAUCACACAUUACCCCUACUUCUGAUUUAUUUUUAAUGAAAUGGGCAAUUGCUGCAGUUGAACAUCGCUUUAAAGAAAACACACUGCAGAAUGCUACCCACGUGUGAAAUUUAUGCUCAUACAAUCGAUCAGAAUAGCUAAAAGAGUUGUUUAUGACCAUCUACUUUAUUUAUUUAUGCUCAGUAUAUGUUGUGCAAGCAUUGAUUACUUUUUUUGUGGAGCCUAGUGCCUAAGCCUUCAACGUUGAGAGUGCUAACUUCGUAUAAAUGUACUUGGUAGGAAAAUAUAUAAAAAGAAAUCAUUGCAGUCAAACCAGUGCAUCUCGUUUAAUUUGAUUGAAUUUGUAGAUGUGCAUGCCAUUUGCUGGAGCUUUGUUUGCAGAUCUGUUGGCGAUGUUUGAAAAUGUGCACUUGCUUUGUAGCAUUGUUUUACAUUGUUGGUUUCAGGCAGCAGAACUGGAAACGUGAUGUAGUUUGGUAAGGUGGUAGUGAAGGAAUUGGAAGAGCAAAAGUGUGAACGACGACCGAGUGACCUGGCCGUCUGCUAGAUAGAAAACCACUGUUUUUGCCCAGUGCAGUUGUGUUUUAUAGAUUGGGGCCAGAAUUGUUCAAAGUCAUGUUGGAGCAUCCACCUGACUAGCAAUGAACUUUAGAGUAGUUGAGGACAUAUAACUGAUAGGUAUUAUGGCAGCUGAUGAAUUGGGUAUAUACUUACAGCCUUUCUUUCUGUCUUUCUUUCUAUCUGCAGUUGGUCAUUUUACUUUUUUUGUGUUGCUGAUUCUAGGCACAUUGUUAGAAGCGUUUUUAAGGCGUUUUGGUUGUGAAGGAGUUAAAAACUGUGGGCAUAGACUAAAUAACUGAUGUAUAUUUAGGCAGCUGAUUCUCGUGUAUGCCUGCACAUUUUUGUUUUGUAAACAGUUUUCGUUGUUGAAAUGUGUGUUUGAAGGCAUCGAAAGCCGUGUGUGUGGGCGGUGCACAAAAGCCUAUGUUUUUGUUUUCUCUUUCUCUGUCGAGCACACUGACACACCGUGCAGCUUGUAGAUGCAAAUCUUCAUUGCACAAUCACAUGCAAAUAACCAUUGUUAGCGCCCUCUUUCACCAGAGAACACACCCGUCACGUGCCCGUCACUGUGUAUGUCACUACCUUUUAACAUGAGCAAUUGUGUGCACUUAACUUAUUGUUAACAUAACAGCAAGGCAUGCCGAUGAUAUUGACUGGUGGAGAGUCGUGCCGAGCUUGCUGUUCGAUUUUUUUUUAUUUGUUUUCGUAGCAUCCGUCCACGGUGAGACUUGUUUGUUGACAACUGUUUACAACAUGAACUGCUGAAGAUAAGAUGUAGAAGAAUGUAGAACUAUUUUUGGAACCUCUUUUUGUUUUGCCUACCUUAAGGUGAAUGCCUUGUCGCCACCGAUAAUAAAAGACAGCCGGUAACUAUUCAAGAAAA
This is a messenger RNA of Dermacentor albipictus, 6863 nucleotides long. RefSeq names its product protein tyrosine phosphatase non-receptor pez (gene Pez). The record is from RefSeq and is a predicted model, not a curated record. Gene Ontology annotation, cellular component: cytoskeleton. Gene Ontology annotation, biological process: protein dephosphorylation. Gene Ontology annotation, molecular function: protein tyrosine phosphatase activity. Lineage: Eukaryota; Metazoa; Arthropoda; Arachnida; Ixodida; Ixodidae.